ACCAGCCAAGAAUCCAGAAGAGGAAGAGAAACACAAAGAGGAAUAUACCAAGAUGUUAAAAGAAGCCAAAAGAAAGAACUGAAGCUGUACAAGCAGAGGCUGAAGAAGAUGGCCCAGCAGCUCAAGUAUGAAGACGGAAUCAAAUCCUCUCUCCAUGUAUGGCAGCAUGAGAUACUACCAAAGUGGGAUGAAGUUAAGAAGCACAAGAAGACGAGGGAUAUUUGGUGGCAGGGGGUUCCCCCAAGUAUCAGAGGGCGUGUCUGGAUGCUGGCCAUCAAGAACGAACUCAAUAUCACUCACGAAUUGUUUGAGAUCUUCCUAAUCCGUGCCAAAGACAGAAUCAGGAUAUGCAGUGAGUCAGAGUCAGAGGGCAUCGGUCUUGAAGAAAUCCAUGCUGCCAGUCGGGAGAACAGCGUCGAUGUUAUCAAGCUAGAUGUAGCAAGGACAUUCCCGCAUUUAUGUAUAUUUCAGAAGGGAGGUCCUUACUUUGAUCUGCUUCAUGGUGUAUUAGGAGCUUAUGCAUGCUACAGACCAGAUGUGGGAUAUGUGCAAGGGAUGUCAUUCAUCGCAGCUGUCUUUCUGCUGUAUCUAGACGUAGCUGAUGCUUUCAUUUGCUUCGCCAACCUCCUCAACAAAUCUUGCCAGCUAGCUUUCUUUAGGCUUGAUCAACAAGUUAUGCAAUCAUAUUUCAAUUCUUUUGAGGAGUAUUACCAAGACCAUCUGCCAAGGCUCUUUGCUCACUUUGACGAGCUUGGUAUCUCACCAGACCUCUACAUCAUUGACUGGAUGUACACUCUGUACAGUAAGUCAUUACCUCUGGACGUGGCCUGCAGAGUCUGGGAUGUGUUCUUCAGGGAUGGAGAAGAACUGCUCUUCAGGACAGCUUUAGGUAUCCUGUCCCUGUACGAGGACGUCCUGCUCACCAUGGACUUCAUCCAGGCCGCUCAGUUCCUCACCAACAUCCCCGUCCACAUCGACAGCGACAAGCUCUUCAAGCACAUCGACAACAUCGACAUGCACCAGAAGAAGUUUGGCCAGGUCCUCAUGCAGCACCUGGCGGCCAACCUUGCAAAUCAUUCCGGUAACUCGUGAAGCAAGCGGUGGCCGUUGAACGCAUGCAGGAGGACAGGAGGACAAUGGCAUAUACAGUCAAACCUGUCUAGAGUGACCACCCAAGGGUAACACAAAAAGUAGUCUUUGAAGACAGGUGGGUUUCACCCCUUCCUUCCGACAAUGUCAGGAAUGCCAGUCUUCAGGGGAUCGUUUCACGAACCGUCUAUCAAAUUUACUGACAUCCCAUUUAAACACAUGUUAGAUUUAAUACAAGCAUUUCAGUGGUUUGUCAGCAAACUUGUACUUGUGACAGUUUCCUGAAACGCUGCCCGGGUCUCAUAGUCUUAUGAAACCUGUCUUGAGUGGCUACCUUAAGAAUACAUUCAAAGGCAACAGACAGUCUGAAUGGAAUGGUGUUUGAAUCUGUAGCUCUUGUUCGUUGGAUCUGAAUAAUUUAUAUCCUUGUGACCUUUAUGCGGAUGAAUCCACGACAGUGGGUGUUUUGGCAUGUGUAGUUUACAGAAGAGUAAGAAUUUUAUACUUGCCUUAUGUACCUCGAUGAUUGAAAGCUUGUAGAGAAUAUAUGAUUUACUUGAAGCUUGCAAUAUUAUGAAACAAGGGUUACAAAAUACUACAGCAGCAUGAUCAUGUAGAUUUCACUGUUUCUACAUAUCAUUUAGCCAGCAAUACCUCAAAAAUACCUACCGGUACUUUAUAUAAGAGAUAAAGAUUGGGAAUUGGUUUAUAGUAUGUGUUGCCCAUGCCCCCACUCACUUUCCCUUUUUACCCAAUAACAGAAUUUUAAAAAAAAGCUAGGGAGUGAUGUCUUAACUUGGCUACUUUAGCAAACUGUGAUGAGGAAUGAAUUGAAACUAAGUAAAACACCUCUUUUUUAUAAUUAUAAUUUUUGCAAUAUUGGUAAGCCUCCGAACCAGUAUAUUGGUGUUCUUUGAUUUUGAUUGAUAUAAAAGCAAUAUUUUUUUUUUCAAUUCCAAGUGAUGGCAAAAUGGGUUGUAUUUAUUUUCUUCAAUUCAGAAUAUAUAGCAUAUAUAAGUUGAUACAAUCUUUAAUUUUCCUGGCAACCAAUAAAUGAGAUCAAGUAUUUCCUUUACGCAUUAUAAUAUCAGUGAAAUUUUUACAAAGGUUGAUUUUAAAAUGUUUCUCAGACUUUCCCACAUUAAAACAAAAAUAUAAAAACAGGAUCAUCAACAAAAAAUUCAAUGUUGUGGCGCUAAUCUUUUCUGCCCAAAGAUAGACACAAACCAUUGGUUGCCUUCACCAUAUGGUAAAACAGAACCAUAUGAUUUUAAUACAACCAUAAUGAUGUGAAAGGAAUUGUGAUUAUUUUUCUGAGAGGGACAUUGUUGCGUACAUGUUGAUACGUAGAGGCAUUUAAAUAUGAUUGAAAACAGUAAGCUUGUUGGCCAAGUGUUGGAAGUCUUCAGUUUUGAUGCAAGAUGCUUUCCAAAAGUUGCAUGUUACAUUAUACGCACUGUAGGCUAAACCUGAGAUCAUGCAAAAUUAAGACCGAUAGAAAUUGGUAUAAAUGAAGAAAAAUAUAGAUAUAUGUAGAUUGUCUUUGAUAAGUCAAAGACUUCAUUCAUCACUGCUAUAUGCACAUCCAAAUAAUUACCAUUUACCUGUUGAAACUUUAUAUCCACAAAUGUCAUGAACUAUUGUGCAUUUUGCUUCUUUUUUUUUUAGUGCCCUUACAUUUACCCAAGCUACCUUCUCUAGAUACAGGAUUAACCCUUGAUAAGUUCCUAGAAAAGAAAAAAAGAAAAAAAAAACCCUAUUACUACUGUCAUAUUAUAUCAUUUAUAUAUCCUUUACAUGCUUUCAUCUAUACCCUUCUUGAAUGAGAGCACUUUGAAACGAUUCCAGUCAAUUUGCGUAAAGUAAACUUUUCAAAAGUUAUUUUGAUUUGUGUUAUUGUUAGAAGUUUCGUUAUACUAUGAAUUUCCUUUUCUAUUGUCCUAAGUUUUAAGUAGUUCAAAUAUUUGCUAAGAAACAGAUUAUUUCUAUAUUAUAUGUGUUUAUUUAAUGGGCCUUACUUACAGAAUUAUGACUAUGAUUGCUCUUUAGUCUUGCACAGAGCAGGAGUCAAAUUAGUACUAAAUUUUUCUUAUUAUUUCUGAUAUAUUUUCUCCAACUCCUAUAUAUAUAUAUAUAUAUAUAUAUUCAAUUUCUCAUUUUUUUGUCAUCUUUUAUCACAUUCCUUGGAUGUAAUAUGAAGUGAAUCAAUAAUCAUUAUUAUGUUUCGUAAACAAUGUUUGGAUGCAAAGAAAUGCAUGUCUGAAAACUUGGCUAGUUGCAUGUCGCCCUCUAUCUUCAUUAAACAGAAAUUUGAGAGUGAAAUGGUAGAGAUACACAUUCUUCAUAGUCCAUUGAAAGAAAAUGCAUACUUUGAUUUCCUUUGUUUCGAUAAUUCAAACUGUUUUUUAUCCUAUUUCAAUGUAUGACUCUUGAUUUUAAUUGAAACUUAAACCAGAAUACUGACUCCAACCGACUUAUUACUGGGGUGAUAUGAUAAAAAAAAAAUAAAUAAAUAAAUAACAACAUUUAUAAUGCGCACAUAUCCACCCCAAGAGAUGCUCAAGGCGCCUAACAAGGUAAGUACAUUGAACGAAAAUAAUUUAACAUAAUUAAAUAUAAUUCAACAACGUUAAUUACAUCAUAUUUUGAAAUACAUGAUUACUGUUAUUUCUUCAGUCUGUAGACGGUCUGGUGUCUCAUGUCUCGUUGGUUUAACUAAGGUAUUAAAAUUGUGAUAUCAAGAAAUUCACCAAAGCCAGAUUCAGUCUUACACAAUGUAUGAUCGUUUGAAUGCAUAUGGAUCUAAAAUUUAACUUACGAAUGGAUUGUUUUUGGCAGUAUCAACUUACGUAUUGCUUGUUGAAGCACAAAUUGAUAAUAUUAGAUAUGAAAAUCAUAUAUUAUCAUAGUGAUAAUAAUCUCUUUCGUUUUCUAUAACUUCAUGUAUUUUUAGGAUGUUAAAUCUUGAUGAAUAUCAAUCCACUUGCAUCUAUGGCUAAUUGGCUAUGUGGAGUAGAUUUUUCAUUUUAUAUGCAGUAUGUAUUUAUCCUUUUCGUUUUAGUUUCAUACAUGUAAGUCCAGGAGUGUGAUAACACCAGGAACUUAUCAUUUCUACCAAAAAAAAGAAAAAUUAUAUAUACUACCGGUACUUAUAUAGCAGAUAUUUUAUAUGUAAACAUUGUAUAACAUUAUUUUGAUAUUUGGUGGGAAAAGUGGUCUUUUUAAAGUGACUUUUGUGAAUGUGCUGCCAACAGUGUGGAGAUACCUGCAUUGACGGUGAAAAAAUUCUUGACAACGAUGUGAAAAAUUAUAUCAAGUAUUUUUUUUCCCUAUCAAUUUUUGAAUGGAAUUUUGUGGUGGCAUGAAAUUGACUAUGGAUGCAAUAAUAUGUAAAUGGUUUAUACUCUUUGCAUUUACGUACUUGUAUCUAUAUAAUUAUAGUGAUGAAGA
Molecule: messenger RNA, 4539 nt
Organism: Strongylocentrotus purpuratus (purple sea urchin)
Lineage: Eukaryota; Metazoa; Echinodermata; Echinoidea; Camarodonta; Strongylocentrotidae
Product: TBC1 domain family member 12
Exons: 11
Coding region: 109-1092 (327 amino acids)
Source: RefSeq, a predicted model, not a curated record